Molecule: messenger RNA, 1425 nt
Organism: Microthlaspi erraticum
Lineage: Eukaryota; Viridiplantae; Streptophyta; Magnoliopsida; Brassicales; Brassicaceae
Source: the annotation of a GenBank genome assembly
AUGUAUUCUCUGAUAAUUCAUGGAAGAAGGUUAGUAGAGUUGCAGAAAUGUCGAAAUCUGAGAGCUUUCGUGAACCCUUUUCAAAAUGUGUUUGCUUUUUCAAAUUCCUUCUCCUCUGCUUCCGCUACGGCUUCUGCUGAAAUUAGCCUUAGAGAUGGUCGAAAAGAGAAGACUUUUACAGUCUCUUACCUCGUUGAAUCAUUGGGUUUAGCUAGAAAACUCGCAGAAUCGAUCUCAAAGAAAGUCAGCUUCGAGGAGAAAGGAAAUGCUGAUUCUGUUCUGAGUCUUCUUAGAAGCCAUGGGUUCACAGAUUCUCAGAUCUCCACCAUCAUUACGACGUAUCCAAGAUUGCUAAUAGCAGAUUCUGAGAAAUCUCUUGCUCCCAAGCUUCAGUUUUUGCAGUCAAGAGGAGCUUCAAGCUCUGAGCUCACAGAGAUUGUUUCUAAAGUUCCCAAAAUCUUGGGAAUCAAAAAGGAAAAAGCUUUAAGCAGAUACUAUGAUUACGUCAAAGAGAUUGUCAAAGCUGAUAAGAGCUCAAAGUUUGAAACUUUAUGCCAUUCUUCUUUGCCACAGGGUCGUGCACAGGAGAACAUAAUCAGAAACGUAUUGGUUUUGAGAGAGUUAGGUGUUCCUCAGAAGCUGUUACUCCCUUUGCUCAUCUCCAAGUUCCAACCUGUCUGUGGGAAAGAAAAGUUUAGAGAAUCACUCAAGAAGGUUGUUGAGUUGGGUUUUGAUCCAACCACAUUCAAGUUUGUGGAAGCUCUACAAGUUGUUUACGGAUUGAAGGAGGAAACAGUUGAAGAAAAGAUCAGUGUGUAUGAAAGUUUGGGUUUGACUGUAAGCGAUGUAUGGUCAAUGUUCAAGAAGUGGCCAAACACUUUGGCGUUCUCGGAGAAGAAGAUAACUCAAAAGUUUGAAAUUUUGAAGAAGUGUGGACUAGUCGAGGACGAGGUUCGCUCGGUGUUCAAGAGCUGGCCAAUUGUUCUGGCGCUCUCGGAGAAGAACAUAUUGAACACCAUUGAGACAUUUCUAGGUUUAGGAUUCAGCAGAGAUGAGGUUGCGAUGAUUGCCAAGAGCUUUCCUCAGUGCAUUGGAUUGUCUGCAGAGAAGAUGAAGAAGAAGGUUGAGUUUCUUGUCAAGAAGAUGGAUUGGCCGUUAAAGGCUGUGGUUACAAACCCUGCGGUGCUUGGAAACAGCAUGGAGAAGAGGAUUGUGCCAAGGUGUAACGUAAUCAAAGCUCUCUUGUCCAGAGGAUUGCUAAGUGAACUCCCUCCAAUCUCGUCUUCUGUGAUAUGUGUCGAUGAGGUUUUCUUGAAAAGGUUUGUGAGGAAGCUCGAUGACAAGGAGCUUGUGGCUGAGUUGAUAGCUAUUUUAUCUGAGAAGAAGAAGAAGAAGAAGAAGAAGAAAGAGGAAACUUCUGAGUGA